AUGAAGGAAGUUAUAUUAUCAAAUUGUGAAAAGAAUUUCGUAAAUAAAUCAGUAAAACAAGGAACACGAUUAGAUGGCAGAAAUUUAUUGCAAGCACGACCUGUUAAAAUUUAUUUUGGAUCCAAUUGGGGUAGUUGUAUAGUUUCACUUGGACAAACUAGAGUUAUAGUACAAGUAACAUGUGAUAUUCAACAACCUAAGACUUCUCGUUCUAAUGAAGGAAUGUUGCAUAUAAAUGUUGAACUUAAUCCAUUGGCUGCACAACAUUUUGAUAGUGGUAAACUAUCUGAGUUUUCAAUAUUGAUUAGUAGGCAACUUGAAAAAUGUUUUAAAGAUUCAAAAUGUAUAGACUUAGAAUCGUUAUGUAUCAUAGUUGAUAAAAAGGUGUGGAAUAUAAGGGUUGACAUUAAUAUUAUAAAUCAUGAUGGAAAUUUAAUUGAUUGUGCUUCUAUUGCAACAUUAGCUGCUCUCUCACAUUUUCAUAGGCCAGAUGUAACUUCAAAUGGUGAAGAUAUCAUGAUUCAUCCAUUUUCUGAGAAAGAUCCAUUGCCUCUGACAUUAUAUCAUUAUCCAGUGUGUGUCUCUUUUAUAACAUUUGAAAGUGGAAACACAGUAAUGGAUCCUACAUAUAUAGAAGAAAGAGUUGGAGUAGCACAACUUACCCUGGGUAUCAAUUCAUAUCGAGAACUUUGUAGUUUGCAUUUUAAUUAUUUAACAAAAACUAUGACUGUAGAAGAUGUAAUAUCUGCAGUUUCUAACUAUGCAGCAAACUAUGCUGCUAAAUUAGUGCAACAGAUUAAAGAAGUUGUAGUUCAUGAUGUGGAGGCAAGGUACAGGAAAGAUAACCGUAAUAUAAAUCAUUUUAAGGAAUGUAUAAUGAUGAAGAAUUUGACUACAAUGAACAGUGACUGUAUUAAUAUUAAAUUACAUAAAUGGGAUGAAAUACAUAAAGUAGAAUCUGAUGCUUAUAUGGAAAAAGAGACUAUUGAAUGUAAAAUUAUAAAACCUGGAGAAGGUUCUGCCGAAUUAAUAACAAAUACAGCUACAUCAUUUGGUGAAGGUGGAUCUAAUACAUGGAAUAUAUCAGAAUCUUCAGAAGAAGAGGUCAGCGAUAUUGAAAUUGCUGCUGGAAUACAAAAAGAAGAAAACAAAGUCGCAAAUGAUAUAGAAUUAAGUGGAGAUAGUGAAGAAGAAACUACUGAGAUAUUGGAAACAAAAGAUUUAAUACAAUAA
Habropoda laboriosa is the source of this 1233-nucleotide messenger RNA. It is a transcript of the gene Rrp45, whose product is annotated as exosome complex component rrp45. Gene Ontology annotation, biological process: nuclear polyadenylation-dependent rRNA catabolic process; U4 snRNA 3'-end processing; U5 snRNA 3'-end processing. Lineage: Eukaryota; Metazoa; Arthropoda; Insecta; Hymenoptera; Apidae. The transcript has 9 exons. The record is from RefSeq and is a predicted model, not a curated record. The coding region runs from base 1 to 1233 and encodes 410 amino acids. Gene Ontology annotation, cellular component: nuclear exosome (RNase complex); cytoplasmic exosome (RNase complex).